AAGGUUGUCCACCGGCUCGUUUCUCAUUUAACGCUCCAUCCCUCGUACAAGAAGGGAUUGGUUUGUACGUUAGAAAAAAUUAUUUCUUUCAUUUUGUUUCGCGUUGUUGUGCCGUGAAACGAAUCAAUAGUGAUCUCAAUAGUUUUUGGUUUCAAAUUUCGCGCGUGGAACGGCCGUCUUUAACACGAUACAAUGUUGGGGACAGCGUUCCAGAAGGUACGGUUCUUGUACAAACCGUACGCACUGGCUGUCGUAUCGGUUGGAUACGUUCUUGGAGAGCUAGGUCACUAUUUAAUUGGUGUCACAAGCAAGGCGACAGCAGAGGAUUUGCACUAUGGCGACAUUUCCUGCCAAUUAAACACGACCAGAUUAUCCCUCGCGGAUCUUCCGGUUCAAUGCGAGGAAGCUAAGAAUUCAAGUUUUUGCGAGUCCCUGGAACUAAACGGAUCCAACUAUUGCGAAUGGAAUUAUAACGGCCUUGGUUUGGACUAUCAAAUCCUGGCUGGUCCCAGUUUCAUAGCCGUAUUCACCGUCGUUGGUGUUUGCCUCGGUAUUGCGGCUGACAAGUACAACAGGGUGAGGCUGUUAACUAUUUGCACCUUGUUAUUCAGUAUAGCCAUUAUUCUAAUGGGAGCAGUUAGAGAAUACUGGCAAUUAGUUAUUCUACGUAUGGUUCUAGCAGCAGGGGAGGCAGGAUGCAACCCCUUGGCUACGGGGUUGCUUUCUGACUGGUUCCCAGAAGAGCAACGAGGACUGGUCAUGUCCAUAUUUAAUUGGGGCAUUUAUGGAGGAUAUGGAAUUGCAUUUCCUGUUGGACGUUAUAUUCCUAAUAAAAAUAUUUUAAAUUUGGGCUGGAGAGCGUGUUACUACGGAGCUGGUAUAAUCGGAUUGAUCAUAGCUGUUCUUACAUUUACUCUAUCCGAACCGAAAAGAAAAUCAAUCGGCGAAGAGGAAACAAACAGUGACGGAAAGAAAACACCAGUAUGGAAAGUGAUCCUGCAACCGAGGAUUAUAAUUUUAUGCCUGGCUGCCAGCAUUAGACAUUGCGGCGGUAUGUGCUUCGCCUACAACUGCGACCUCUAUUACAGAGACUACUUUCCCGACUAUGAUCUAGGAUGGUGGUUAUUCGCUGUAACUAUAGUGAUCGGUAGUAUCGGAGUGGUGGUAGGUGGAGUGAUUAGUGAUAAAUUCGUAGCAAGAAUGGGGAUCAGAUCACGAGUGGCGGUAUUAGCCAUUAGUCAGAUAAUAGCAACACCCUUUGCAUUUGGCUCGGUGUACUUCAAUCCUCUUUGGGCUAUGAUUACUCUUGGUAUUUCUUACUUCUUUGCUGAAAUGUGGUUUGGUAUCGUGUUUGCAGUAGUCGUGGAAAUAGUACCUCUGCAUCUCAGGUCGACCACCAUUGGUGCAUUUUUGUUCGUGAUGAACAAUAUAGGCGGGAACUUGCCAAUAUUGGUCGAGCCAACUAGAAUGGCCAUCGGUUUUCGAGAGUCCCUUUAUAUUUACUAUGCUGGAUUUUAUGGUAUUAGUUCAAUAAUGUUCUUCUUCACGAUGUUCUUCAUGGAAGGUGGCAAAAGAGAAGCAAAGACUUCAGAAACCGUUAUUAAUGCCAAACCAGAGUUUGGAUACGACAAUAACACGUUUACUAACGACGAGGGACGUGUACCAACGAUAGAACUUCCUCGACUAUACCCUCCACCACCACAUCGUUUCGAGAAUUCUAGGUUAUAAGUUAGGAAUACCUAUCAUUUUCAAAGAAUCCGGUGUAAAUAGCAAUUUAAAAUGUCUACAACGUGUCCAUGAUAGUAAACAGAAUUUCCCCUUGUGACGACGGUUUCGAAUUCAUCGGUUCCCAACUUGUGUUAUUCUUUCAUUUCUGAAACAUUAAUUACUUUAUGUAAAUAAAUUUAUCGAUCGUAAUUAAAUACUUAAUUUUACCGGUGGAAUCCUUGGAUUUCGUGGAACAAGAGUUGGGAACCCCAUAAUAUGAUCAGGAAUCGGGGUUCACACGAGGUAUUCUCAAAUACUGCAAGAAACUAUUACGUAUAAUUGACAAAUUUUAUAACUUAAUAAAUAUUUCUUAUUUUUCAAUAAAUUACAGACUUGUGAAAAAUCUACAAGUCACCGAAUGUCUUUGUAAAAUGUAAAUUUUUCUAAAAAAUUUCAAACUGUUCAUUUCACAAUUUAGCGUCAAUUACUGUAAUAAAUAUUACCUACAAUUUUA
Osmia bicornis bicornis is the source of this 2221-nucleotide messenger RNA. Its product is annotated as putative metabolite transport protein HI_1104. NCBI's taxonomy places the organism in Eukaryota, Metazoa, Arthropoda, Insecta, Hymenoptera, Megachilidae. The record is from RefSeq and is a predicted model, not a curated record. The transcript is spliced from 10 exons. Gene Ontology annotation, biological process: transmembrane transport. Gene Ontology annotation, cellular component: membrane. Bases 193 to 1728 code for a protein of 511 amino acids. Gene Ontology annotation, molecular function: transmembrane transporter activity.